Messenger RNA from Psilocybe cubensis, 1599 nucleotides. RefSeq lists its product as uncharacterized. The transcript is spliced from 10 exons. Gene Ontology annotation, molecular function: phenylalanine-tRNA ligase activity; tRNA binding; ATP binding. The coding region runs from base 1 to 1599 and encodes 532 amino acids. Gene Ontology annotation, biological process: phenylalanyl-tRNA aminoacylation. Gene Ontology annotation, cellular component: cytoplasm; cytosol; phenylalanine-tRNA ligase complex. NCBI's taxonomy places the organism in Eukaryota, Fungi, Basidiomycota, Agaricomycetes, Agaricales, Agrocybaceae. The record is from RefSeq and is a predicted model, not a curated record.
AUGUCGGAAGCGCUACAGAAACUCAUAUUGGAUACUCUGGAAUCGCAGUCGUCUAUCAAGGACACGCGAUCUCUCACUAUACCUGGUCAAUCGACCCCGGCGACGUCAAGUGAGGAUCAAAUUGUUAUCCUAGGAGCUCUCAAUUCACUUCUGAGUCGUGAAAUGAUUAAAUAUGAAACAAACGAAGUCUUGACUCAUGUCCCUACGCCUGAAGGAGCCUUGAUUUUGAAGGACGGCUCACACGAAGCAAGGGUUUGGAACGUUCUUCCAGUCAAAGGAUCUGGAGCACCCAUGACACCAGCUCAGCUUAAAAAAGAGAUAGGCGAAGAAACUGCAAAAGUGGGACAGGGCCGAGCCUUCAAAAACGGUUGGAUUGGAAAAGAGGGAGACGGAUUGGUGAAAAUAGUGUCUGAGAUCAAAGAUACGACCCAACUUGACCUGCAAGAAAUUGCGUCCACAGGAACGCUGAAAGCGGGUGAAAAGAUCCUGGCUGACUUGCGUAAACGUAAACUCGUCUCCCAAAAAAAGGGGCAGUGGUUCUCCGUUGAAAAGGGACCUCAAUUCAGCACAUCUACUGCAAAACCCGAGACAGACUUAACUGUUGACAUGCUAACAUCUGGAUCUUGGAAAAUAUCUACCUACAAAAAAUACAAUUUUGAGGCUGAAGGUAUCCCUACAUCGGGAGGAGCUUUGCACCCUCUCCUCAAAGUUCGAGAAGAAAUAAGAAAUAUUUUCCUGGAGAUGGGUUUUGCGGAAAUGCCGACUUCAUCAUUCGUUGAAUCCGGUUUCUGGUGCUUUGAUGCUUUGUUCGUACCCCAACAACAUCCUGCGAGAGAUCUGCAGGACACAUUCUACAUUUCUGAUCCUAAGGAAUCGCUUCCUCCCAAUCAAGAAUAUUACAAACGUGUUUCUGCUACUCAUGAAUUUGGAGGAUAUGGAUCGGCAGGGUACAGGGCCCCUUGGUCACACGAUGAGUCCAGCAAGCUGCUUCUACGAACGCACACUACUGCCUCAUCGGCUCACAUGCUCUACAAACUUGCCGCUAAAUGCAGAGGAGAGGAAACGGAAGACGACAGUGCAGAAUUCGCUCAUGGCGUUGGCUCAACAGAAGGAGGUACCGGUUCUAGCAAGACCGACGAUGGCUUCCGACCUGCCAAGUUAUUCAGUAUAGACAGGGUCUUCAGAAACGAAACCAUGGAUGCUACGCACUUGGCUGAAUUCCAUCAAGUCGAGGGUGUUGUCGCUGAUCGCAAUUUGACACUAGCUGACUUGAUUGGUUUCAUGCGGGUCUUCUUCCGCAAAAUGGGUAUAGAAAAAGUGCGCUUCAAGCCUGCAUACAAUCCAUAUACAGAGCCUUCCCUCGAAAUAUUUGCUUUUCAUCCCAUGCUAGAUAGAUGGGUAGAAGUAGGCAACAGUGGCAUGUUCCGUCCUGAAAUGCUGGAGCCUAUGGGCUUCCCUAAAGACGUAAGGGUGCAUGGGUGGGGUCUCAGUCUCGAACGGCCGACUAUGAUUCGUUAUGGCAUCAACAACAUACGAACACUUGUUGGACACAAAGUAUCAAUAGACGGUAUCGAAAACUCUCCUGCUGUGAUGUUCUAG